AUGAAAUGGAUUUCGGGAGAUGGUGAAGGAGAAGAUGAAAUUCACACGAUUGUGUUUAAGGAAUCAGUGGAGGAGAUCACAUACUCUGCUUUGGUUGAGCGUAUUUGCAGAAAGAUAAAGGUAGAUGGAUAUAAGGUGGAAACGAAGAUUAGUUACUUUCCAAUGGUCUUGUAUUCAAACAAGCUAUCAUAUGUCUGGAAUGAUGAAGAUGUUUUUGGUUAUCUACUGCAAGUAAAUCAUGAGAAGUGUAGAAGUGUUCUACAUGUGGAGUUCAACAAAACGGUUCAAGAAGAGGAUGAUGAAGCUGAUGUCUAUGUCGGUCUAUCCGAUAGAGAGGCUACUGAUGGAGAGGCUACUGAUACAUGGGCUACUGAUAGAGUGGCUUGUGAAGCAGAUGGUGUGCUCACACUUUACGAUGACAUUGAAAUUCAUGGUAAUGUCACCGAAAGAGAUGCGAUUGUGAUUGAAGAUACAGAAGCAAGACCAUCAGUUGAAGUAACCCCAGCUGUCAAGGAACGGGAUGAUGGUAUGGAUUUGGCUGUAGGUCAAGAAUUUAGAACCAAGGAGGAAGCACAAGUUCAUAUUCAGACGGCUUCACAUCUGAAGUGUUUUGAGUAUGAUGUAAUUAAGUCGGACACUAAGAGAUAUGUGAUAAAAUGCCGAGCAGCCAAAGAAGGCUGCAAGUGGUAUGUGCGUGUUGCAAAGUUGAUGAAUUCAGAUAGUUGGACGGUUAGAAGUUACAUCAAACAGCAUAGAUGUUCUGUUGUUACUACAAGAACACUUCCUAAUAGAAGGAGAGGCACACCAGGAAUCGUUGCAGCUGUUUUGGCUCAAGAUUAUCCCGGUAGUUUAGACACACCAGCUCCCAACGCCUUGAUCCAGCUGGUUCAUCACAGGGUGGCUGUGAAAGUAUCAUACACAACGUCAUGGAGAGGAAAAAGAUUAGCUGCUAAUAAAGUGCGAGGAAGUCCAGAAGAGAGUUAUACUUUAUUAAAUUCUUAUAUGCACAUGCUAAAGCAGUCGAAUCCUGGCACAGUAGCUCGAGUGGUUGUGGAUGAGGCCCAAAAGUUUAAAUAUCUGUUUUUUGCUUUGGGAGCUAGCAUAGAAGGGUUUACCGCUAUGAGGAAAGUCCUCAUUGUCGAUGCAACACACCUGAAGAAUGUUUAUGGUGGAGUUAUAUUUGUUGCGACUGCUCAAGAUCCCGAUCAUCACCACUAUCCAAUUGCGUUUGGUAUUGCAGAUGGUGAGAAAGAGCAUAGUUGGGUGUGGUUUAUGGAACAGUUGAAAUCAGUGAUAUCUGAUGUUCCUGGAUUGGUGUUUCUUUCAGAUAGAAACAAAAGCUUGAUCAAGGCAGUAAGUCUAGUGUUCCCUAAGGCCGCUCAUGGUUAUUGUAUAUGGCAUUUGGCUCAGAAUGUUAAAGUACAUGUCCGUAACAACAGAGAAACUUGCACGUUUAAGUUUAUGGGCUGCGCACACGCUUAUACAGAGGCUGAGUUCUUGAACCUUUAUAAUGCUUUUCGCAUGAGGUAUCCUAGCGCAGCGGAGUAUCUUGACAAAAGUGUUGAAGAGAGGAAAUGGGCGAGAUGUUACUUUGAAGGAGAUAGGUACAAUGUUGACACCACCAAUUCAGUGGAAUCUUUUAAUGGUGUUAUUAGUGACGCGAGAAAGUUAAACAUACUACCAAUGUGUGAUUUCAUCAUUGGGAAAAUGGCUGAAUGGUUCAACAUACAUAGGAAGGAGGCAGCUGAAAUACCACCUGCACUAAAGCUUGUUCCUAUUGUGGAAGUGGAAAUGUCUAAAAUAUGUGUUGAUGCAGGGUUUCUUUCCGUUGUCGAGUUAAACAGCUUCCAUCUUGAGUACAGUGUCUCAGGAAGUGACGGGAAGCAUUAUACCGUUGAUAUGGCUAUGAUGACUUGUAGCUGUGAGCAAUUUGAUAAAGACAAAUACCCAUGUGUCCAUGCAGUAGCUGCUGCCACAUUUAUGACUGAUAAAGCGGGAAAGGAACUUCAUCUAUCUGAGUAUUGUUCUAAGUACUAUUUAGUGGAGCAAUGGGCUUUGGCUUAUCACAGGACAAUAUAUCCUGUUCCUCAUAUGUCUGAUUGGAUUAUACCUGAAGAAGUUAAAGCAAUGAAAGUGCUUCCUCCAGAUUAUGAAGUCAAAAAAGGAAAACCGCAGCAAACUCGAUUUCCAUCGGCAGGAGAAUCUCGUGGAAGAGGAAAAAGAGGCAAAGGGAGAGUCAGCGGCACAGGUAGAGCCAGCGGCACAGGCACCGCUAACGGCACAGGCACCGCUAACGGCACAGGCAGUACCAGUGGCGCUGGCAGUUCCAGCGGCACAGUCAGAGCGAGAGGAGGAGGUAUGGGAGCGUAUUUUGAAUGUGGAAUUGGUGCAGGUCCAGGUUUGGAUUACUGA
Molecule: messenger RNA, 2412 nt
Organism: Brassica napus (rape)
Lineage: Eukaryota; Viridiplantae; Streptophyta; Magnoliopsida; Brassicales; Brassicaceae
Product: protein FAR1-RELATED SEQUENCE 5-like
Exons: 1
Coding region: 1-2412 (803 amino acids)
Molecular function (GO): zinc ion binding
Source: RefSeq, a predicted model, not a curated record